Molecule: messenger RNA, 1665 nt
Organism: Myxocyprinus asiaticus (Chinese sucker)
Lineage: Eukaryota; Metazoa; Chordata; Actinopteri; Cypriniformes; Catostomidae
Product: beta-1,3-N-acetylglucosaminyltransferase manic fringe-like
Exons: 8
Coding region: 442-1482 (346 amino acids)
Biological process (GO): regulation of Notch signaling pathway; pattern specification process
Cellular component (GO): Golgi membrane
Molecular function (GO): O-fucosylpeptide 3-beta-N-acetylglucosaminyltransferase activity
Source: RefSeq, a predicted model, not a curated record
GACAGUUCCCUCGUCCUGCGCUUUGACAGAACGCAUGGGGCAUUAGAUGGAGUCCGCGGUGGAUUACAAUAUAUAAACUUUUGAUGAGUCCAUAACCGUGCGCAAAGUUCUCGUUUCUGACAACGGUUUUUGUUCUUCAUGCGCGUUUUAAAAAAAAGAAAAAAAGAAAAAUCAGGACCUUGGAUUUUUUCUUUCUCUCAAGUUAGUAAGUACGAGUACCGACAUGCUUAGAAAAUAAUGAGUAACAAUGGAUUUGUACUGUAUAUUCCAGCCCGUUUUUGUUGUGUUUUAUUAUUAUGUAUUUGACAAUCGCACCUUCUUGUGAGUGAUGCUGUGAACGCACUGUGAAAACUGAAGACGCCCAGAUCUGAGACUAAAUGACGCGUGCUAUACUUGAUUUAGUUUAAUAUGUGGCCAAAAGUCACUCAAAGAUUUUAGAAGAUGGUCCUGAGGAGACUAUUUCAUGCUCUUCCUUUCUUUGCUCUGACCCUCUUCAUCCUGGUUUUACUGGAUUUGCAACUGCGCACCCGGAGUGACCAAAAACCCAUUGCGCAUCUUGCGCACGAAGGGAUACGAAGUGAGGUACCAUCUAAAUCAAGGACCAAGGACAAAUGGAGGGAGACAAAGCCAAAGUCACCAUUAGAACUCACUGAUAUCUUCAUUGCGGUGAAAACCACUGGCAGGUUCCACAAUACCCGCCUUGCUCUUCUUUUGGAGACCUGGAUCUCCAGGACUAAAGACCAUACGUACAUCUUCACAGACACUCACGAUGAAGAAAUUUCCUCUGAAGGAUUCAAUAUGGUCGUCACCGACUGCUCCCCUGAACACAGUCAUCAGGCUCUCUCCUGUAAGAUGGCUGCUGAAUACGAUCACUUCAUGGCUUCCGAUAAAAAGUGGUUGUGUCAUGUUGAUGAUGAUAACUACUUGAACUCUGGAGCCCUGCUCUCUCUCCUCUCAGCCUUCCCAGUGGACAGCGAUAUCUAUGUGGGUAAGCCAAGCCUGGAUCGACCAAUGAGAGCGCAGGAGCUGCUGGAAAGGAAUAAGACGAGGGAAGUUCGUUUCUGGUUCGCUACAGGAGGGGCAGGUUUCUGCCUGAGCAGGAAGUUGGCAGAGAAGAUGGCACCCUGGGCAAGUGGUCCAAGGUUCGAGCAGACCUCAGCAGUGAUAAUGCUGCCUGAUGACUGUACGGUGGGCUUCAUAGUUGAGAGGCGUUUGGGUGUCUCCAUGGUCCAUAGCAGCAUGUUUCACUCUCACCUGGAAAACCUCCUUCUACUUAACCCUAGUGAUAUUCCAAAACAGGUGACUCUAAGUUACGGAUGGUUUGAAAAUAAAAUGAACAGUGUGGAACUGAGAGGAGUUUUUACCAAAGAUGAGGAUCCAUCCAGAUUCCGAACAGUCCACUGUCUUCUUUAUCCAGCAACAAGUUGGUGCCCAGCUGCUCUUAAAAACGCCCCCUCAUGGAAUCAACGCGUUCCCCUGUGAUGCAAUGGGCUGAAUGGAGAAUAAUCAUGCAUAAUGUGAGACAUUCAAUUCGUGAAGAUUCCAAUAAGGCAUUUCUGUUUUGUGUGGGCUGUGAAGUUAGCACUUAUGAUUUUUGCUGACACAAUUUCACAUCUUCCAUCCACCUUCAAAGAUCACCCACAGCUUUUUUUUUUUUCUUGAAGA